Molecule: messenger RNA, 1122 nt
Organism: Diplodia corticola
Lineage: Eukaryota; Fungi; Ascomycota; Dothideomycetes; Botryosphaeriales; Botryosphaeriaceae
Product: plc-like tim beta alpha-barrel domain
Exons: 1
Coding region: 1-1122 (373 amino acids)
Biological process (GO): lipid metabolic process
Molecular function (GO): phosphoric diester hydrolase activity
Source: RefSeq, a predicted model, not a curated record
AUGAUUUUCCGAACCCUCGCCCGCGCAGCUUCCGUCCUGCCGCUCCUCUCGCUCUCGGCCGCCGCCGAAACCGUCUGCAACAAUGCCGCCUCACUGUGCAGCAAGUCCUAUGGCAACGUCACCCUGCUGGGCGCCCACGACAGUCCCUUUCUUGCCGACUCCACCACCAGCUACUCUUCGUCCGGGAACCAGGACUACAACUCGACCGUGCAGCUCAACGCCGGCGUGCGCCUCCUGACCGCCCAGGUCCACCACUACACCGACGACAACGCCGACGAAUGGCACCUGUGCCACAGCUCCUGCACCCUCCUCGACGCCGGCAAGCUGUCCGACUGGCUCUCGGAGAUCAAGACGUGGAUGGACGCCAACACCAACGACGUCGUCACCCUCCUCCUCGUCAACUCGGACGACGCCUCGGCCUCGGACCUGGCCGCCGAAUUCACCACCUCGGGCAUCGACGACUACGCCUACACGCCCGAAUCCACCACCGAGGCCCCCUCCGAGUGGCCGACGCUGCAGUCCAUGAUCUCCAACAACACGCGCCUCGUCACCUUCGUCGCCUCGCUCGACGCAUCGUCCAACACGGCCGCCCCCUACCUGCUCGACGAGUUCACCUUCCUGUACGAGAACGCGUACGACAACACGUCGCCGUCCAACUUCAGCUGCGAGCCCGACCGCCCGACGUCGCUCAAGGGCGACGCCGAAUCCGCCGCCAGCGGCGACCGCCUCUUCCUCAUGAACCACUUCCUCUACGCCGAGUCCGCCUUCGGCAUCGAGAGCCCCAACACCACGUACCUGGCCACCACCAACUCGGCCAACACCACCGACGUCGGCGAGGGCUCGCUGGGCGAGUCGGCCGCCUCGUGCAGCGAGACGUACGGCAAGGCGCCGUGGGCGGUGCUGGUCGACUUCUUCAACGUCGGCCCCGCGAUCGAGGCCGUGGAUAACCUGAACGGCGUCGCGGGCGCGACGAGCGGCCGCGCGACCGUCAGCGAGGAGAAGAUUACGCAGAGCACGGAUUCUUCGGUCAGCUCUGCGGGCCGAGCGAGCUUCGGGGUGCCGAGGGGUGGGGCUGCGGUGGCGGCCGUGGUGGGCGUCGUUGUGGCGGUGAUGGCGCUGUGA